Oreochromis aureus is the source of this 2584-nucleotide messenger RNA. RefSeq names its product E3 ubiquitin-protein ligase TRIM21-like. The coding region runs from base 316 to 1968 and encodes 550 amino acids. Gene Ontology annotation, biological process: protein ubiquitination. The record is from RefSeq and is a predicted model, not a curated record. Gene Ontology annotation, molecular function: protein binding; zinc ion binding; ubiquitin-protein transferase activity. NCBI's taxonomy places the organism in Eukaryota, Metazoa, Chordata, Actinopteri, Cichliformes, Cichlidae. The transcript has 2 exons.
AUCAGGGCUCUAGAGCGCCACCUCAUUUCUCCAUGGUGCAACUUUGGCUACGUCCACACUCGCCCGGAUAGAUUUGAAAACAGCGCUCCGUGUCCACAGUAGCGUUUUCAGUUGUUCUCACAGAGUUGCGCGUCCACAUUAAAACGGCCGGAAACGCUUACGUUCCAGUCCUGCGCAUGCGUGAAACGCAAGACGAUUCGACCGGUCUCAUUUCUGUCGGCCAUUUAUUUACUUUCCGGCUGUUUGAAACGUCGCGGCAAAAGGUGGAGGAAAAGGACUGAGUUUUUUAAAUGGACUAACAAUGAGAGUGCAGACAUGUCUGCUGCCAGCAAUCUGCGAUCUGAAGAUCAGUUUCUGUGCUCCAUCUGUCUGGAUGUGUUCACUGAUCCAGUCACUACAUCAUGUGGACACAACUUCUGCAAAACCUGCAUCAGUCAGCACUGGGACAUGAAUCAGAGCUGUCAGUGUCCCAUGUGUAAAGAGACUUUCUACACUAGACCUCAGCUGAAGGACAACACCUUCAUCUCUGAGAUGGUUGCUCAGUUCAGACGUGAAGCUCAGCAGAAAGCCAGCAGCAGCAGCUCAGAGCAACAAGCUGCCAAACCAGGAGAAGUUCCCUGUGACGUCUGCACUGGAACCAGACUGAAGGCCCUGAAGUCCUGCCUGGUGUGUCAGACCUCCUACUGUCAGACUCACCUGGAGCCUCAUCUGACAGUGAAAGGCCUGAAAAGACAUCAGCUGAUUGAUGCUGUGGAGAACCUGGAAGGCAGGAUGUGCACGAAGCACAAUAACCUUCUGCAGCUGUUCUGUAAGACCGACCAGACAUGUGUCUGCAUGCUCUGCUCUGUUUUAGACCACAAGAACCACGAGUUUGUUCCUCUGAGAGAAGAAUAUGAAGGAAAGAAGGCAGAGCUGGAGAAGACAGAGGCUGAGAUUCAGCAGAUGAUCCAGAAGAGACGACUGAAGAUUCAGGAGAUCACAGAGUCGGUGAAGAUGAGUAAAGAUGCUGCAGACAGACUGAAAGCAGAAGGUGUUCAGGUCUUCACUGCUCUGAUGGAGUCUGUUGAGAGACGCCUGAAGGAGCUCAUGAAGGAGAUCGAAGACAAACAGGAAACUACAGAGAAACAGGCUGAAGGUCUCAUCAAAGAUCUGGAACACGAAAUCUCUGAGCUGAUGGAGAGAAGCUCUGAGGUGGAGCAGCUCUCAGGCUCUGAAGACCACCUCCUCCAAGGCUUCUCCUCCCUGAAAGCUGCUCCACCCAGCAAGGACUGGACAGAGGUCAGAGUUCAUCCACCAUCAUAUGAGGAGACCGUGGGGAGAGCUGUGGCUCAGCUGGAGGAGACAGUCUGGAAACCCAUGAAGAAGAAGCUGUUAGAGGCUGAGCUGCAGAGGGUGCAGCAGUAUGAGGUGGAUGUGACUCUGGAUCCUGAUACAGCAAAUCCAUGGCUCAUCCUGUCUGAUGAUGGAAAACAAGUGUAUCAUAGUGAUGUGAAGAAGAAUCUUCCAGACAACCCAGAGAGAUUUUCUCUGUGUGCUAAUGUUUUAGGAGAGCAGAGUUUCUCUUCAGGCAGAUUUUACUUUGAGGUUCAGGUUAAAGGAAAGACUAAAUGGACUUUAGGAGUGGCCACAGAGUCGAUCAACAGGAAGGGACAAAUCAUACUGAGACCUCAGGAUGGUUUCUGGACUGUAGGGCUGAGAAAUGGAAAUGAGUACAAAGCUCUUGCUGACCCUCCAGUCCGUCUCUGUCUUCAUCCUGGUCCUGAGAAGGUGGGGGUGUUUGUGGAUCAUGAGGAGGGUCUGGUCUCCUUUUAUGAUGUAGGUGCUGCAGCUCUGAUCUACUCCUUUACUGGCUGCUCCUUCACUCACAAACUCCACCCAUUCUUCAGUCCCUGUCUGAAUGAUGGUGGUAAAAACUCUGCACCUCUGAUCAUCUGUCCUGUCAAUCAAACUGAGUCGAUCAACGACUGAUUUUAUUUGAUGAACUGAUUGAUUUUUAUUAAAGGAAAUAUAACCCAGCUGGAGAAACGGUUAAAAAUAAGAUAAGCUUUAUAAGGUAUUUGUUUAGUUUCAGAAUCAUUCUUUUAUUUGUUUUAUUUCAUUGUCACAAGAAGUGAUAAUGUAAAAAAUGUUUUAUUUUCACGCUUCCUGCUGCUGGGCCUAGGAGGAGCUUUUAUUUUGAAGAUUAACAGGAGGUUGUGUGUUUUACGUGGCGUAGUGUUAGUGUUACCAUCCGAGGAAAAAGAAAAAUCUGACGCUAUCUUGAUUAGCAGCAGAAACUGUCUCGGUUAAGGAAGCAAAGCUUCAUAAAAGUUGUUAAAAAGUUAAUAGUGUUCCACGUGUCUCUGUAAGCUAACUGAUUUACCUUCUGUGUUUAAUGAUCAUAAUGAUGAUGCUAAUCAUAGUAGUUGAUGCAUAUUUGUCUACUGUAUGUGUCAUGUCAAUGAUGAGCGUUUGUGUUAUGAGGGAACAAAUGCAAUUUGAUAGCUUUUGUGAAUUUAGUGUAACGUAUGUUCUGAAGAAAUUUAAGCUUUAACAUUUGUAUUUUAUUUGUCUAAUAAAUGUGUUACGUGUGUGUCUAUUGCAA